Molecule: messenger RNA, 2045 nt
Organism: Coregonus clupeaformis (lake whitefish)
Lineage: Eukaryota; Metazoa; Chordata; Actinopteri; Salmoniformes; Salmonidae
Product: oxytocin receptor-like
Exons: 2
Coding region: 253-1323 (356 amino acids)
Biological process (GO): positive regulation of vasoconstriction; regulation of systemic arterial blood pressure by vasopressin; G protein-coupled receptor signaling pathway
Cellular component (GO): membrane
Molecular function (GO): vasopressin receptor activity; peptide binding
Source: RefSeq, a predicted model, not a curated record
UUUUCCCGCGUCUACGCUUUCUAGAUCUACACUUUCAACAAUUGCUGGAAAAUAGGAAAUUUAUUUAGUCUGUUAUAUAUAUGUGAACAUUUACAUAGACAACGUGUAUUUCAGUUGCAUACAUUUAGGCAGAUUUUGGUUAAUAUUUGCUGUACUAGCCCAUCUUUUACCUGUAGUCAGACGCGGACAUUGGCUUAGGUUCCAAAUUGUUUUCGUUUUUAUCUGUAAAACUGUGACAUUUUGCUUGAAAGUAUGAGUUUCAAUAGUUCAAAUAUUAGUAAUAUAAGUUUGGAAACGGAAUUGGCCGAGAAUUUGCCCCGGGAUGAGCGCUUGGCUCGAGUUGAAAUAGCCCUUUUAAGCAUAAUAUUUUUCAGUGCAGCAAUCUUAAACUUUGGACUGCUAUGUGUGCUGUGGAAGCGGAGGAAGCAGCUCUCGAGGAUGCGCGUCUUUGUUUUUCACCUUUGCCUGGCAGACCUGGUGGUCACAUUUUUCCAAGUUUGUCCGCAGCUGAUGUGGGAUAUAACGGACAGAUUCUUCGGUCCUGACAUUUUGUGCCGCCUGGUGAAAUACCUGCAGGUCGUUGGCAUGUUUGCCUCCACUUACAUGAUUGUAGUGAUGACCAUUGAUCGCUACCAAGCAAUCUGUAACCCCAUGGUUACUUUCCAGAGGCGGCGAGCGCGCUGGAACGUGCCUGUGUGCGUUGCGUGGUCUGUAUCCCUCAUCUGCAGUCUCCCUCAAGUGUUCAUCUUCUCCCGAGUUCAAAUCGCGCCUGGUGUCUAUGACUGCUGGGCUGACUUCAUCAAACCGUGGGGACUAAAAGCUUACGUGACCUGGACAACUCUGGUGAUAUUUGUCUUGCCCAUCAUAACUGUUAUCAUGUGCCAGGUGCGUAUUUGCCGAGCUGUUCAAAUCAACUUUCACAUGAAAACUCAUCAAGUAUCGAAAUGUAUCGGCAAACCGCUGCCCUCCAGGGCAAGUAGCGUUGCUGGGUUGUCCAAAGCCAGGAUUAAGACCGUGAAGAUGACUUUGGUCAUUGUUCUUGCCUACAUUAUCUGUUGGACUCCUUUCUUCACUGUCCAGCUGUGGUCUGUCUGGGAUGUCCAAGCACCCACUGAGACUGCAACUUUCACCAUCCUGAUGCUCCUGGCGAGUCUGAACAGCUGUGCAAACCCCUGCAUCUACCUGCUAUUCAGUGGGAAGCACCCCAAGAUACGUAUGGCUUUGGUGUGUGUUAGCCAGUCAGACAUGAAUGACUCCAUACAAGAGGAUGCCACUGUGGUUAGCUCGCUGUACAGUUUCAAGAGCCUUUCCAACUCCAGAUGAAACAAGUUGACCAGAGCUCAGUCUGGCUGAUAGAGCUUGGUGUAUAUAGAUAUAAAGAGCAUAUAUGAAAUAUUCCGGUCACUCUAAGCAUAGCCGCAGGAAAUAGGGGGGCUGAGGGUGCUGCUGCACCCCCAGAAAAAUCAGAAUACAAUUUUUAUUUUUUAUUUUUAAAGUAGUGCACUGGGCCUUUUACUUGUCCUGUAUUAGACGACCAAUAUAGCCAGCCGUCUGUAGUGCAAGUAUUAAAUAUAUAUAUAUAUACACUACCGGUCAAAUGUUUUGAAAACCUUGAAUGAGUAGGUGUUCUAAAACUUUUGACCGAUAGUGUAUAUAUGUAUUAUGUUUAGCUAAUACAGGCAUUUACUAGUCCUGUAUUAGGGGACCGAUAUAGGCAUCUAUAGCACAGGCAAAAUAAAAAUCGCAGCACCCCCAAACAUCUUCCCGCGGCUAUGAGUCUUAGAUCAUCUAGCUACAUCUUAGAAAAAAAAAUGUAAUUAUUUCUGUAGAUGACACACUGCAAAAUGUUACAGCACAUCUAUGUUUAUACGUUUUUCUGUCACUGAAAAUGAAUAUAGACAGGGAGCUGUGUACAAAGAUGUAAAUACUGACAGUGUUAUAAAGAAACCUCAUUGCAUAUGUUUGAACACAGAUAGUCAUUGUGCCCAGUGACACAAGCCUACCAGACGAGCUAAACCACUUCUAUGCUCGCUUCGAGGCAAGCA